Messenger RNA from Planococcus citri (citrus mealybug), 1246 nucleotides. RefSeq names its product cold shock domain-containing protein CG9705. The record is from RefSeq and is a predicted model, not a curated record. Gene Ontology annotation, cellular component: cytoplasm. The transcript is spliced from 4 exons. Gene Ontology annotation, molecular function: mRNA 3'-UTR binding. Gene Ontology annotation, biological process: regulation of mRNA stability. NCBI's taxonomy places the organism in Eukaryota, Metazoa, Arthropoda, Insecta, Hemiptera, Pseudococcidae. Bases 393 to 797 code for a protein of 134 amino acids.
UUUAUUUUCGAGGUGUGGAGUGUGGACAGUGGUGUUUCUGAUUAUAUUUUUCUCAUCAUAUUUUAACGGAAUCGCGAAUCCGAAGUUGCCUUGGCGCUUCUCUCAUUCGCUCUACACGAAUAUUCUGUGCGUAUUAUCACCAUUGUUUUUUCCGCCUUCCAUCGUACCGUUAAUUGCACUGCUAUCGCCGCCGGUAUUUUGUGAUAAUCGACAUCCGUGUGCUUGCUCGUGCUAAUCAAAACAAAACAACACUCGAAGUCGAAGCUGUACUUUGUGCCAAGCGAUAAGUUAUCGGUAUCGAAUUGGUUUUCACUGUUGUUACCAGUGCGGUGUGUCGUGUUGUGAAUUGCUUGAUUGUCCAACCAGUCCCAUUUUGUAAUAUAUUCAACAUCAUGUUCAAUUCAAAUAUAACUGCUCGAGAUGGAGGAUCAUCUCCGGUGUUACAGUUACAGCUUCCUAGUCCGAUCAUCACCAGAAGAACGAGAACUUUGUCCACUUCAGCAAAAGCUAUGAGUAAUCCGGAAGAAACUGGCAAAGUGAAGUACUUCUGCAGAGCUCGUGGUCACGGAUUUAUAACACCAGAAAACGGAGGCGACGACUUAUUCGUACAUAUUUCCGAUAUCGAAGAUGAAUACGUUCCUUUGCCCGGAGACGAAGUGAAAUACAGGUUAUGCCCUAUACCGCCGAAAUUUGAAAAGAAUCAAGCAGUUCACGUUAAGAUAGUCAACCUAACGCCUCAAGUACACCUCAAAUGGUCGUGCCCCGAUCCCGAGGCAUCCGCUUCGCCGAGUAAAUAAUCUUGUUACCUACGUUCACCCGAAAAAAACUGCGAUAAACGUACAAAUUUUAUACGAAAACCGUUUUACUUGAUUUUUAUGUACCGUGUACAAUAUUGGUACUUAGGUAGGCCUAUUACGUUCGUUCCCUCGUUUUACGUUGAUAUAUAAGUGAGUUUUUGAAAUGAAAAUCAACAAUAAUACCGAUUACCCAUAAUACCUACCGUCGUCGUAUCUCUUAUGUAGCUCCACUGCUCGCAAUGAGCAACGUUUCCGGUUCAUCGUGUUACUGCGAAUUUUCCAUUUAUUCUAGCCUACUACGUUGAAAAUUGAAAUCAUACUCGUUUUUGGUUUUACCAUCCUCUAUGUAUACUAGUACAGUACCUAAUGUGUAAGAUUGUGUUUUCUGCCAUUGUUUAUUUUUUGCAUUACUCUACAGAAAAUGCCAAUAUACUUUAUUUUAGAUUGGC